Molecule: messenger RNA, 2896 nt
Organism: Stegastes partitus (bicolor damselfish)
Lineage: Eukaryota; Metazoa; Chordata; Actinopteri; Pomacentridae
Gene: hm13
Product: histocompatibility (minor) 13
Exons: 9
Biological process (GO): membrane protein proteolysis
Cellular component (GO): membrane; lumenal side of endoplasmic reticulum membrane; cytoplasmic side of endoplasmic reticulum membrane
Molecular function (GO): aspartic endopeptidase activity, intramembrane cleaving
Source: RefSeq, a predicted model, not a curated record
GUGGUUCUCCAGGUGUUCUCUCAGGAGUACAUCAACCUACUGCUGUCCGUCUACUUCUUUGUUCUGGGGGUUCUGGCUCUGUCUCACACCAUGAGUCCUCUGAUGUCCAGGAUCUUUCCAGCGUCUUUCCCCAACAAGCAGUACCAGCUGCUGUUCACUCAGGGCUCCGGAGAGUCCAAAGAAGAAAUCGUCAAUUAUGAGUUUGACACCAAGAACCUGGUUUGUCUGCUGAUCAGCAGCGUGGUGGGAGUCUGGUACCUGCUCAAAAAGCACUGGAUCGCUAACAACCUGUUCGGCCUGGCGUUCGCCCUGAACGGUGUGGAGCUGCUGCACCUCAACAACGUCAGUACCGGCUGCAUCCUGCUGGGGGGGCUGUUCGUCUACGACGUCUUCUGGGUGUUUGGGACCAACGUCAUGGUGACGGUGGCCAAAUCGUUUGAAGCACCAAUCAAACUGGUGUUUCCUCAGGACCUGCUGGAGAAAGGUCUUAAUGCCAGUAACUUCGCCAUGUUGGGACUUGGAGACAUCGUCAUCCCGGGAAUCUUUAUCGCUCUGCUGCUGCGCUUCGACGUCAGCCUGAAGAAGAACAGCAGGACGUACUUCUACUCCAGCUUCCUGGCCUACAUCUUCGGACUGGGCCUCACCAUCUUCGUCAUGCACACCUUCAAACACGCUCAGCCUGCUCUGCUCUACCUGGUUCCGGCCUGCGUCGGGUUCCCCGUCAUCGUAGCGCUGUUCAAAGGAGAACUCACAGAGAUGUUCAGGUACGAGGAGUCUUCACCUGAAGAGGCGGGGUCUACAGAUGAGUCAUCAGAAUCAGAGAAGAAGGACCAAUAGGAUCCAUCGCUGCCCCCCCUCCGCCCCCCUCCAUCUGUCAUCCGCCACAUUUCACCGAAGCCCCGCCCCCCUCACCUGUCCAGCUUCCUGUUUGGGGACUUGGGGCUCGUGUUGCCAACGCGUUUGUCUCUGAUCACCAUGGGAACGGCCGCUGGUGUCUAUGGCAACGGCUGCUGCCUGCCGGCGGCGGCGUCUGAAGGUCCGGCGCCUGCUGGCAUCAUCACAUCACGUGUUCGCAGCCCGCCACCUCUGGUUGGCCAGAAACUGUCUGCAGGAGCGUCGGUGAACCGGCGCUGCUCACAUUUAAUUUAGUCGCUUUGCAUCUAACAGAACCGGGUUUCCUGAACGCUGCGGUUCUUCUGCUUCUGCUCUCACUGCUGCUCCUUUGCUUCGGUUCCGUCUCAGGCCCAACUUCAAGACGAGCUCGGUCUCCUCUGAAUAAAUGUGACCGUCGGGUCUGUUCCACAUCCUGAGCUUCACCGUCUGUUUCCCUCCAUUAAAAUACAAACCCAGAGACACAAACGUCUGAAGCCCGGUUCUACUGCAGUGGGACGAUUCAUUCUUUGUCAAUGAAUGCUGAGCUGCAGUGAAACAUCUGGCUUCUGGGCAGACGAUGGUCUCAGUGACUCAUAGUUCCUGAUUAGGAUUAUUGGUUGUAAAAGACGUUGAUAGCUGAUAGAAAUCUAAAGUAAAACUGAAAACCACAAACUGCAGCACCAAACCUUGAAACGGGUCAUUUAAAUCUGUUGAGUCCGAAACCUUAAAGCAGCCAAAGACUUAACGAAAGAGAACAAAACAUUUAUUCCAGCUGAAACUUGGACGUUCACAAACGACCAAAGUGUCAAACUGACAGAGAAAAGGUCAGAAGGUUUGACUGCAGCUCAGUGAAAGAUCUGAGCUCAGUGUGACCGACGUCAGCACAGCGUUUAUCAGGAAUCACUUUAACAGCAGAGAAACGUUUAGUUCACUGAUGACUUUGUUAGUUGGACACAUUCAGCGUCUGGAGGCUGGAAAAUUAAAAUGCGCAGGCUUCAUCAGAACUUCUGGAUUUGUUCGGUGAAGUCAGGUUCAGUCUUGAAGUCGUGGCCUGUGGAUGAAUGUCAGGCCUCAGUCUCUCUCCUGAUUGGUCGGUGGGCUGAGGGGCGGAGCCCUGCAGCUGCCUUGUCCAAUCAGCUGUGAGCCUGAGACCAGGCGGCGAAGCACUGGAGGGUUUUCACAGAAGCAUCCUCAGACUGAUCUGAACUUCAUGUUGGUACGGGAGUUUCACUUUAUUAAUCAUAUCAGUACGUUUCAGUUCUUGUUUGUUUGGAUUGUUUAGGAGGAAUUAAAACUCUUUCCGUUAAAUAACUAACAAGAGUUGCUGGAGUCAACAGAAGGAGAAUUUUUACAUUUUCCUGAUCAAUGAACUAAUUAUUUUCCCCCUUUUUGUUUGUAAAGCUUUAAAGUGGAAGGCAGAUCCAGUCAGCGUUGUCAGGUCCGACCAGCAAAUUAGAAAAGUGGCCAAACUUACGGCUAGGAGUCAGAGUUCUGCUGUUAAAGCCAGUUAAACGCCACGUUCUCAAAGGAACUUGAGUCUGCUGCUGGAAACUCCAUUUCCCAUGAUGCAUCUUCAGAAGAACUGACUGUAAAGCUGAUAGUACUUAUUUCACUGAUUGGGAGGAUUUUGUGAUGAUCUCACCAGAAGCCUCAGUCAGAUGGAAGGUGUUUGUGAUGUUGUUCACUGUUAGCAGUUCAGACCCGACGUGUUUGGAUGCCUGAGAAAACUCUCCAACAGACAUUCAGCCUCAUUAAUAUUCUCUGUUAUUGAUGUGAAUGCUUUAUUAAGAGAUGCACAGUUUUGUAUUUUGAUGUAAAAAUAAAACCGGUUCAUGCUCAUAUUCAGCUCAGUGAAGUUCAGUCGCUCCUCCUAAUUUUAAAUCUGAUGUAUCUGAAAUGUUUUUUUUUCUCUUCUUCUUCUCUGGUUGUAUUUGUGCAGGAGGUCGUUUUACGGCUCCGACUGUAUCUUGUUUUAUUUGCAAUAAACUUUUUGGUGUUUUGAUCACCGUAUAGAGAAGCAAAA